CCCCACCUUUUUUUACAGUAAAAUCCAAUAUGGUGGACAUAGUGGGGCCUACGCGGCGGUGGCGGCGAUAUCGUCGGUUCAACUAGAAACGAGCGUUGCUUAACAACAACAACGACGACGAUGAGGGAGCGACAGAAAAAGAAGAAGAAAGGAAGGACGUGGGCGGAAGCCGCAAAGACGGUGCUGGAAAAAUACCCCAACACCCCCAUGAGCCAUAAAGAAAUCUUGCAGGUCAUCCAAAGAGAAAGACUUAAAGAGAUAAGAAGCGGAACGUCCCCGUUGGCCUGUUUGAAUGCAAUGCUGCACACAAACUCUCGCGGAGAGGAGGGCAUCUUCUACAAAGUUCCGGGCAGGAUGGGCGUCUACACCUUGAAGAAGGACAUCUCUGAGGUGGCCACCGAGCUGUCGGAGGAAGAAUCCGAGGAGAGCAGCGAAAAUCUUUCUGACUCACGGAGCUCUGAAAACAAUAGUGGGCCUCAGGAAGGCAGGAGGAGACGCUGGAUGCGGCCAGUUCCCUCCCAGCCGACGUCGCCGCAGCCUCGCUGCUCGUCCCCGUCCGUCGCCGCCAAGCUCAUCUCACCCUCGCAGAAGCACAGCAAGAAAGCCCUCAAACAGGCAUUGAAACAGCAGCAACAGCGUAACCAACGCAGGCAGGCGGCCAUGCCCAGCGCGUCCACAUCCAGGCUGCUGCUGAAGACCAUCAAAGACAUGGCUGACAACAUCGCCGCCAAGACCGAUCUCUGCCUUGCCAGCGGCCCCAGGAAGGUUUCUCAGAGGCCACGUCGUCUCAGUGCAGGCCACCUAAAACGUAACAGGUGCAAAAUUGACGUGGAGACCCCAGACUCCAUUUUGGUCAACACCAACCUGCGAGCCAUCAUCAACAAGCACACCUUCUCCGUCCUGCCGUCGGACUGCCAGCAGAGGCUGCUGCGACUACUUCCCCAAGUGGACCAGCAGCAGGCCUGCACGGAUGGCCUCCUCAAAGUCACGAAUUCGGCGUUGAACAACGAAUUCUUCACGUCGGCUGCGCAGUCGUGGAAAGAACGGCUGGCCGAGGGCGAAUUUACUCCAGAGCUGCAGCUGCGGAUGCGCCAGGAAAUCGAAAAGGAGAAGAGAGUUGAGCACUGGAAAGAAGCCUUCUUUGAGAGCUACUACGGCGAAAAUUCUGGACUCAGUCUUGGGGAAUCUAAAGAGUUGGCCAAAGACAAUCUAAAAUGGGAGCCCAAGCCACGUCAGCCAAGACAGCUGGCCCGAGUGUCGGAGGAGGCCAACGCCACCAAGGACCGCUGCAGCCGGAGCGAUGAGGUCAAAGACUCAAAGACCAUGUCAUCGAUGGAGAAAACACAACCUCCUUCGAGAGAAUCUCUUUAUGUCCCAGAACAGAUGAAAACCAGACGCUCUCAGCAAGCUGAGGAGCGGAAGAUGCCCGCGCCGACCUUGGGAGCAGUACCCAAAGACCGCGAUGAGCGCGUCACCACAAAGACGCCGAGCGAGAAAGAAAACAAAGUGGAACUGCCCCAGUCUCCUCCCAAGCUGAGGCCUCUUCCUCAAGCUCGAAUGGACGUCAUCGAGGAUCCACUGACGUCUGGGGUUAAGCCUCCUGCAGAGACAAAGACUCAGCCGGAAGGCGCUUCAGAACAACAGAAAAGAAAGCCUGUCGGCGUGCUGGAGAAUGAGGCCACGCCGGAAAAAAGACAGCGCAUGUCCUCCAUUUCCUCAGUGUCGUCCGUCUCCUCUGUCUCCCCUCCGGCGUCAUCCACUCCCAGCCCGGCCGCGCCUACUUCGGCCGGCAGCCAGAGAGUUCCGCCACUCAUGAUUCCAGUCUCACGAACUCUUACCAACGACGUGUCGCCGAGGACGCCUCUGCCCGUCUCCAUCAGCAGCCCAACUCGCACCGGCGCUCGCACUUUGGCAGACAUCAAAGCCAAAGCUCAGCUUGCACGAGCGCAACGAGCAGCGGCGGCCGCUGCCUUCAGGGCUGCUCGGCCCGAGUCCGGGCAAGGCGCAGGCAGCGUCGAGCCAACAAAACAUUUCCCGAGGCCAACAUCGCCACAGGCCUCUGCCAGGUUAUCUGUUAACACCACCAGCACACCACCGUCUCGCCCGCAGGACUCCCUCGAUCCAGUCAGCCCCUUAAACAUUCCGGACGUCAUAACAGUCCACGUGCAACCGUCUGGCACUUUUUCAGACUCGGCACCCGGCUGUCAGGAAACCCCUUGUGGAUCCACCCGAAGCAGCUUCUGCAUCCCUGCGAACAACCCGCUGGUCGCCAGGCUCUUGCAAGGCAAAGAAGUCCCUUUGGAGCAGAUCCUCCCCAAACCACUCGGCAAGGUGGAGACCCAGAUGUCAAAUUUACACUCCGGCAAGGAGAAGACCAUUGGCGGUCCCGAACAACACCAGAGCAACACCGCCGGCUGGGCCUUCGCCAAUGACACCAGGUAUCCCAAGGAACCUCUGGACAAAGACACUCAGGAGCAGAUCCUACAGACUCUGAUGGAGAGGAGAAUUCAACACGGUGGACAUCAAGCGCUGCACGGCGAAGAACACGUGGACCGACCGCGGAUAUCCGUUGGAUUCUUGGGCCACAAGAGGACGUCGAGGCCCGCCAUGUCAGGACACUAUCUCCUCAACGUGUCCACGUACAGCCGAGGUUCAGAGAGCAAACGGCCCCACCGAGCCGCCUUCCUCGAUGUGGCCGGUCUGAAGAGAGAAGCGGCGGAUGGACAGGAGGCGGCGCCAGAGGGGACAUGUGAAUCUAAAAUGGAGCUGCGGGGAUUGUCCGUGAGCAAGCGCGAGCAAGCCGACAGCCUUCUGCCUUGUACGGCCAUUAAAAGCGAGCCGGGAUGUGAGCAAAAUGCGACAGACGACAAGAUCCCAGGCCACAAGCAAGUCUGCAAUCAAGGAAAAGCUGAGCCAUACCUUCCACUCAAAGAGCCCAGUCACCAACGACCGUCUGCCUUCCCGACCCCGAGGAUGCCCAUCCAUCAGGAAUCGCUGUCGUCCCGCUACGGCGGAACCAUCAGUGUGUCUGUACCGCACACUUUGAACCACAACGCUGGCGGCGGCGAGACGGCGCCGGACGGCGGGAGCGUCAUGUCCUUCUCGGUGACUGUCACCACCAUCCCUGCAGCCGCCAGCGCCUUGGACUCCGGUGAGCUCAGCGGGCCGGCGCCGCCGGAGCCAUCCUUCAUGGAGGCCGCCGGCAUGGAGGACACACAGUCCAAGUGCUACUGUCGGCUGAAGGCCAUGAUCAUGUGCAAAGGCUGCGGGGCCUUCUGCCACCACGACUGCAUCGGACCAUCCGAGCUGUGCGUCUCGUGUCUGGUGGUACGAUGACGCUCGGAUCGGGGCGCUUGCCGUGAGGUUUACACUGGACGAGGGGUUAGCACACCGGAGGUUCAGGCUCAAAAUCUCUAUCCUGCUCCUUCCCUGGGUGGUGCUUGCUUGUUUCCCCGUGGUUGUGCGAGUUUUUGCUAGUUGCUUUGGAUUCCUCCCACAUUCCAAAAACCCGCCUUAGCUUCAUUGAAGACUCUAAAUUACAGGUGUUCAACUCCGGUCCUCGAGGGCUACUUUUUCAGGGACUCAAGCCGCUCUGCUCCACAAAAUGAAAAUGCUUUGACUUAUGUGCACCCCUGCUUACAGUUGGCGUGGGGAUGGCGCCAUAGCACUAUUUCGCUAAUAGACCUCUCACCUCAACCUAGUUCCUCAGCACCAACUUACUGCCAGAUGAUGCCCAUGCACUAUUUUUCUAUUUGACAGGGCUUUUUGAGGAGAGUUUUUCCAGCGACUUGCUAAAGAUACGUACGUUCCCCUGAAUUGACAAAUGGCGACUUGCAAGCCGACUUUUGGGUGGAGCUUCAGGAUGAAGCGAAAAUGCACUACAAGCGUAACAGGGUAACCUCAUUUGUUCUUCCCCAAACUUUUGAAUCCUCAACUUUAACGUUUUAAGUACACCCUGAACUUUCACCCUGAAGUCGAAUAUGUGAGUAAGACUGGCUGGUAAAGCAAUCCAUUGCGCAUGUCGCCAGAGUCAGCCGGGAAAGGUUCCAGCUCCUUUCGAAAACGGAUGACGGAAUAGUCAUCGUCCUAAACCGUUUUUAAAAUAUCCAUUCUUAAUCUAAUCGGUAGUCAGGUCGGAUCCAAUCUGACAAUGUUUGCACUUAGCGUUAGCGUGAUAUAUAUUUUUAAAAUAGAGAUUUAUGAAAACCAUUUUUUAAGCGGGUAAAUUGAGGGGCGGGGACGAUUAUUUUUUAUAGAACCUCAAGACUGUUUUAGCGUUUUCAACACUUUUUAUUUUACUAUCGGGCCUAUGUCAGUUUAAAGGCAAAAAAGGGCGUUGACGAUAAUCACGGUGUAUAAAAUACCUCCUUGUUGGUGUUUGUCCUGCGCAUACACCGAGGAAAAGUGCAACUGUUUUGUAUUGACACGGGAGACUCGCCAAGAUUCAUAUAUAGAUUUUUAAAAGCAUUUUUUUUCUAUUCAUUUUAUUCAAAUAAAUUAUGACUGCACAAACAAAUCCCAAUUAAAAAGUAGCACGAGCAUUUCGCAAUUAAAACUCACUGAGGGCUCAUUUAUAUAGAAAGACCGUCCGAUUCCCUCCUUUUUUUCUGUAAAUAUUUAAGGCCAUGGCCUGGAUGUAAAUGUUUUCUUUCAAAUCAGCAGCCGUUGUGUUUAAUUUGGCACUGCGCGAUUUAUUUGUGGUGCGAUUAUGGAAACACGCGCGAUAAAGCACUUGGCUUUGAAACACGCACGCAACAUUUCCUGCAGGUGCAAUAGCAAAAACGCCAAAGUCACCUUAAAAAGAAACUAAUUAUAUCCAAGUUUGAAAUGUCUUGUAAAACAAAGUAAUAUAUUUUAAAUAAUAUAUUUUAAUAUAAAAAUAUAUUUGCGUUUGAAAAUCAACAGGGUAUGUACUUUUUUUUUUUCUCCCUCCAUUUUUGGGUCUUUUUUUGUGGGGACCUGACAGGCCACCAUAGCUUUUUGAGGUCUUAAGCACCCAGAUAUAUACGUGACAUGUGUUUUAUGUGUUUUAGAUAUGUCUACAUUUGUGUGGAUAGGCGAGAAUUUUUCAUGUAUCCGUUAAAAUCGGGAGCUCUAAGUACGAGAGGCACGUUUAGUCAUUUCAUGUUGUUGGAUUCAUGACAAGCCCUCCUGAAAUAUUGAAAAAUAAUCGGAAAACAAAUUAUGUGACCGUACUGCAUUUGUUUUUGGGGGAUUUGGAAUUUCGAGGUACAAAAAUCUUAAUAAAUUUAACCCCCAAAUACAAAAUAAUAAUAAUAAAGAAUUCCCUUGAUAGGAAAAAGGUCAAUGUCUACCAUUGUAAGACUCAAAUGUCAUUUUGUUGUCCGUUCUAAUCAGGUGAAUGUAAUGUUAUCAGCCCGAUUGUGUAAAAAAACAAGUGUAUUUUAUCAAAAGCUUUAGACUAUUAUGAAUAAAAUAUAUAUAU
Molecule: messenger RNA, 5446 nt
Organism: Syngnathus acus (greater pipefish)
Lineage: Eukaryota; Metazoa; Chordata; Actinopteri; Syngnathiformes; Syngnathidae
Gene: asxl2
Product: ASXL transcriptional regulator 2
Exons: 13
Coding region: 121-3336 (1071 amino acids)
Biological process (GO): positive regulation of transcription by RNA polymerase II; animal organ morphogenesis
Cellular component (GO): PR-DUB complex
Molecular function (GO): chromatin binding; DNA binding; peroxisome proliferator activated receptor binding
Source: RefSeq, a predicted model, not a curated record